Molecule: messenger RNA, 2737 nt
Organism: Oncorhynchus kisutch (coho salmon)
Lineage: Eukaryota; Metazoa; Chordata; Actinopteri; Salmoniformes; Salmonidae
Product: neuromedin-U receptor 1-like
Exons: 3
Coding region: 154-1539 (461 amino acids)
Biological process (GO): neuropeptide signaling pathway
Cellular component (GO): plasma membrane
Molecular function (GO): neuromedin U receptor activity
Source: RefSeq, a predicted model, not a curated record
UUCACGAAGACAGAGGAGAGAGCAGCGCUCUUUGUCUCUUCACUCCGUCAGUUCAGGAGGUUUUAACAUGGGGAACCUAACUGGUAAAGUAUAGGAGGACGUCAUCGUUGAAAAGUUGAAAUCCAAGCAGUGGAGGACAAAUGACGAACAUCAAUGUGCCCUUUUUCCCCUCUCCUUUACAUACAUCCGUGUCUGAAGAGAAAUAAGAAGAGGACAUUUAAAAAGGACAAGGUGUUGUGUCCCCAUAAACCAAUGGCUCAGUAUAACUGUUCCUCUCUGGGUCUGCCUGCCACCACUCCUGACCAGCUUGGUUGGAAUGUGUCCUGGGCCCUGGGCAACGUCAGUGCUGAUGACAUGGAGAACAUGUGCCUGAAUCGGAGUCAGUACCUGGAGAAGUUUCGAGGCUUACAGCGGUCGCCUGUUUUCCUGCCGGUUUGCAUUACCUUCCUCAUCAUCUUCGCUGUGGGAGUGUUAGGUAACGUGCUCACCUGCGCCGUCAUCGUGCGCUACAAGGUGAUGCGGACGCCAACUAAUUACUACCUGUUCAGUCUGGCCGUGUCCGACUUAUUGGUCCUAGUCCUGGGUAUGCCGUUGGAACUCUACGAGAUGUGGAGCAACUACCCGUUCCUGUUCGGCGCUGGUGGCUGUUACUUCAAGACCUUCCUGUUUGAGACGGUCUGCUUUGCAUCCAUUCUCAAUGUAACGGCACUGAGCGUGGAGCGCUACAUCGCCGUGUUACACCCGCUGAAAGUCAAGCACGUGGCCACGCACGCCCAUGCCAAGCGUGUCAUCCUGAUGCUGUGGGUCAUGUCCAUGGUGUGCGCCAUGCCAAACACCAGCCUCCACGGUUUGGCCGUGUUGAGGCCUCGAUUUGGCCUCCAAUUCCCAGAGUCGGCCGUCUGCAUGAUAGUCAAGCCCAUGUGGAUGUACAACCUGAUUAUUCAAGUGACCACGCUGGUCUUCUUCCUGAUACCUAUGCUCACCAUCACUGUGCUGUACCUGCGCAUCGGCCUGCAGCUCAGGAUGGAGAGGGGCAUGCAGGGGUUCGGGAUCGGGCAAGGUUUUGGUCCUGAUCGCCACUGCAGGCACCAGCAGAGGGUGCGCCACAGACAAGUCACCAAGAUGCUUUGCGUACUGGUGAUAAUUUUUGGCAUCUGCUGGGCUCCCUUCCACAUUGACCGUCUCAUGUGGAGCUUCAUAAACUCCUGGACUGGCCACCACCACCUGGUCUUCGAGUACGUCCACGUCGUCUCCGGGGUCUUCUUCUACCUCAGCUCGGCGGUCAACCCCAUCCUCUACAACCUCAUGUCCACCCGCUUCCGGGAGAUGUUCCAGCAGAUCACGUGUCGCUCCGGCCUCUGUGGCGGCGACGUGCGCAUGCUGAACGCCCGUAGCACCCAAAUGACCCUACGUAGUAUCGUCUAUGAGAAGCCACAACAUAAUGGGACCCCAGAGAGAAUCACCCCAGACAGAGAGGAGCAGAAUGUGUACGUAAACCCCCACGGCCAGCAUGUAUAUGACAAUACAAGCCCUGAUUAGAUAGAGGGUGAUGGGGUGGGGGAACCAAAACAAUGUACAAACAUGAACUAAGAUUGGGUACCAAAAUGAGAAAAUGUAUAUCUGAUUGAACAUGUACAACGAGAGUUUGGAUGGAAAGCAACAGAGUGAAGUUUUGCCCUAGACUUUGGAUUUAAAGUGGAAUUCUCACUGGGCGAUACCAAAAUUAACCAGGAUGAGGUACCAAAAUGUAAUUAUUAAAUCGAUCACUGAUUGAAUGUGUAGCAGGUAGGUAUUUAUUGGGAUGACUCAUGUACUGAAGGCAGCUUUGAGUAGACACUAGUUGGCACAGCCACAAAGUCAUAAAAUCAGAUUUUAAACCUAACCCUAACCACCCUGCUAACCGUAUGCCUAACCCUAACAUAUAGCCAAUUUUGACUUUGCAGCCGGCCCAUCUAGUGGAAAUCGCUUAGCUCUGCCUCCAGAACACGACAUCUCAAUAAACAUCAACCAGCGACUGUGUACAGCCAGAGUGGAUAGAGAGAAAGUAAUAAAGUUUAGUCCUUCGACUUUGAAUUUAUAAUGGUUUUCCCACACACAUACAAUUAGUUAUAUGUGGGAUAUUCAAAUGUUUAUUCUGUGCAGAUGAACGUGUUCUUCAACCGGAAAUUAAUAUUCAGAUUGAACACAUUAUUUAUAUAAGCGUAUUUUGAAAAAGAAACAAUACCCAGCUUUGUAAAAUAUCUUAUUAAUAUAAUACUGAUCUUAUUCUGUUCAUAUGUUUCAGGAGACACGAUUAAAUUGUAACCGUCUUCUUCCAUGCGUUAUUGUACUCGGUACACUAUCAAAAUCCCACUCACUAUGAAUGUAUAUCACAGGCAAUAUUGAAAGUAUAUGAGAGAUAGAAAUGUCAUGACACAAGAAUUGGAAAAUGUGAUGUACGUAUGACAUCCUUAAAGAAAUGUAAAUGGGGCAGGAUUUCCAUCAGCAGUAAGUAAAUACGUAAACUACAGCUAAACAAAUGCUGUGUGCCUUUUUAGUAAUACUCCACAAUGCACAGCUUCAAGUGCUUUCUGAAAACUGACAUUGUUUUAUUCCUGUGUAAACUGAUUUCAAAAUUAAUAUUUUAGAAGGUUUCUGCAUCACGUACAUUUCCAUUGCUAAACAGAAGUUAAAUCAUACAGUAUUAAGUCAUUACUUGCUCCCAUAACGUCUCAAUAGACCAUUCAAAAACACUUAU